AUGGCAUCUUUUUUAACUGCUCGUUUUCUGGACCGCAGCUUACUCCAAACAGUCGGCAUCGCCUGGGCAAUUGUCGUCCCCCUUUAUGUUGUCGUCUGGCAAUGCUACAUUUUCCCCUUCUAUGUCUCUGAGAUGCGACAUGUCCCUACAGUUGCGGGCUUCCCACUAUGGGGCCAAUUCUUCGACAUUAUUUCACACGAGGUCGGCGAACCUCAGCGCAAGUGGCACGAACAGUACGGUCCCAUCAUCCGCUACUUCUUUCCCUUUGGUGCUGAGCGCUUGUCCAUCGCCGAAGACGAGGCCCUCAAGCAGAUGACGGUCAAGAAUCCGUACAACUACCCCAAGCCUGUUCGCGCAAAGCUUUGGAUGGUCCGAAUUCUUGGUGAAGGCGUCCUCCUUGCCGAGGGACACGAACAUGUCCACCAACGCAAAGCCCUCGCCCCUGGCUUCUCUAUUCAGUCCAUCCGUGCGCUGACGCCCAUCUUUUGGGAGAAGUCACUCCUCCUAGCGAACUGCUGGCGGAAAGAGAUGCAUGCUGAUGGUGUGUCGACGAAAUCUUUCGAGGCUCUUGACUGGCUCAAUCGUACCACGCUUGACAUUAUCGGCAAGGCCGGCUUUGGCUACGACGUCAACUCCCUUGAGAAUCCCGAUGCACCCUUGCGCGAGGCUUACCGUCUCUGCUUCUCCUUCGACAUCGUCUCCCGCAUACUCAUCGGGCUUCAAGCUUUCAGCCCCAUCUUCAAUCACCUGCCCUCCAAGGUCAACCGCGAUCUCAUGCAGUCACGCUCUAUCAUACUUAGUAAGGCGACCGAGAUUAUCAAAGAGAAGCAAGAAGAGGCGGCCAACAACACCGGCGGCAAAGACAUCCUUGCCCUCAUCGCACGUGACAACAAGAAACUUAAGGAGGCUGGCGAGGCGGGGCUGUCUUUCGAGACAAUGCGCGACCAGGUCAUGACUUUCCUCGGCGCGGGACACGAUACCACCGCUACGGGGGUCGCCUGGACUCUGCAUUUGCUCUCCAAGAAUCCUGUCGUCCAGUCGCGCCUGCGCGAGGAGAUCAAAGACCACAUGCCCUUCCUCCUGGACAAGAACACGCGCUUCGACGCGAACCUCAUCGCAGCCGCUGACGCUGACAAGCUCCCUUAUCUUGACAAUGUCUGCCGUGAGGCCCUGCGCUUCAUCCCACCCAUCCCCAUGACGGUGCGGCAAUCCGUCAACGAUGACAUCCUGGGGGGAACCGUGGUCUACGUCCUUGCCAACGCCAUCAACCGACUGCCCAUGUACUGGGGCGACAGUGCCGAUGAGUUUGACCCGGACCGCUGGGAUGAUCUGCCGGCGACGGCAACGCCUAAUGCGUUCAUGACUUUCUUGCAGGGCCCGCGUGGGUGUAUCGGACGCAAGUUUGCAGAGACGGAGAUGAAGAUUUUGUUGUGCUGUUUGUUGAGUAUGUAUGAGUUCCAGCGAGACUUUGAGACGCUUGAUCCCGAAGAUUGGAAGAUGUGGAGGCUUGUGCUGAGACCUAGGGAUGGCGUUACUUUGAGGGUGACCGCCAUCUGA
Messenger RNA from Colletotrichum spaethianum, 1557 nucleotides. Its product is annotated as cytochrome P450 monooxygenase fum15. The record is from RefSeq and is a predicted model, not a curated record. Bases 1 to 1557 code for a protein of 518 amino acids. NCBI's taxonomy places the organism in Eukaryota, Fungi, Ascomycota, Sordariomycetes, Glomerellales, Glomerellaceae. Gene Ontology annotation, molecular function: iron ion binding; oxidoreductase activity, acting on paired donors, with incorporation or reduction of molecular oxygen; monooxygenase activity. The transcript is spliced from 2 exons.